Molecule: messenger RNA, 2325 nt
Organism: Pelobates fuscus (common spadefoot toad)
Lineage: Eukaryota; Metazoa; Chordata; Amphibia; Anura; Pelobatidae
Gene: GLS2
Product: glutaminase 2
Exons: 19
Coding region: 350-2014 (554 amino acids)
Biological process (GO): L-glutamine catabolic process
Molecular function (GO): glutaminase activity; protein binding
Source: RefSeq, a predicted model, not a curated record
UGUUACCAGCGUGCUGAGAGCACCGAGUGUCUGUCUGGGACCAUUGCUCAGUGGAUUAAUUAUUCAUUUUUCCUAGUCAUACCAACAUCACAGGUUGAUAUUUUUUCCCAUAGGUGGAUUUCUGUAGCAUUCUCUGUGUACCUAGGGACAGGUCCCUGUUGACAUUUUGACUGUGGCUAAUAUUGGAGUGGAGUCUUUGGUGCACACUAUACAGAGCAGAUUACAAUGCUUAUCCUCACAUGGCUAAGGAGGUCCGACAUGAAGAUGCUUCCAAGGUUCUUGAAUUCUUAUUCUGGGAUGGAGCAGAAUUCGGUCCGAUACAUUGGUUCUGACUACAAGACAGGAGAGCAUGGACCAUCUCCUCAGCACAACAAUGAGCAGUGAGCAUGGACUAAUUUCCAGUAGUUCAAUGCUGCAGCGUCUCAGUAACCUACUUUUUUAUACUAUAUCUGAAGGACAGGAGCGACUUCCAGUCAACAAAUUCAUAAAUACACUGAAAGCAAAUGGCUUGCUAACAUCAGACCCCCGACUGAAGGAUUGCAUGGGCAUUCUGCGUCAUAUUGUGCGUCAAGAAUCCAUCAAAGGAGCCACCAUGGAUCGAGAAGUCUUUCACAAGUGUGUUCAGAGCAACAUUGUUCUCCUGACACAGGUAGUCUGCAAGAAGUUUGUGAUUCCCGACUUUGAACAGUUCACAUGGCAAGUGAAAAGCUUAUAUGAAAAUGCUCAAAGCAUACAGAACGGAGAGGUUGCAAACUACAUUCCACAGCUUGCAAAAUUUAGUCCUGACCGGUGGGGUGUGUCUCUAUGUACAGUUGAUGGUCAAAGGUACUCAAUAGGAGACACUGGUGUCCCAUUCUGUUUGCAAUCUUGUGUGAAGCCACUUAAAUAUGCCAUCGCUGUGAAUGACCAUGGCACGGAAUAUGUCCACCAGCACAUGGGCAAAGAACCCAGUGGCAAUCGCUUUAACAAGAUGUCUCUGAACCAUCAAGGUAAACCCUACAACCCUAUGGUAAAUGCUGGAGCCAUUGUUGUCUGCUCAUUGAUCAAACCUGGCACAAACAAAGCUGAGAAAUUUGAUUAUAUUAUGCAGUUAUUGAAAAAGAUGUGUGGGAAUGAAUUCAUUGGCUUCAGCAAUGCAACGUUCCAGUCAGAGAAAGAGACAGGGGAUCGGAACUACGCAAUUGGUUAUUACUUGAAAGAGAAGAAGUGUUUUCCAAAUACUGCUGACAUGAUAGCUGCUCUGGAUCUUUACUUUCAGCUGUGCUCCAUUGAAGUGACCUGUGAAUCGGGCAGUGUGAUAGCUGCUACGCUGGCUAAUGGUGGGAUUUGUCCAAUCACAGGAGAGCGAGUUCUAAGCGCUGAGGCUGUGAGGAACACACUGAGUUUGAUGCACUCAUGUGGCAUGUAUGACUUCUCUGGACAGUUUGCCUUUCAUGUGGGAUUACCAGCCAAAUCUGGAGUGUCAGGAGCCAUCUUACUGGUAGUACCAAAUAUUAUGGGAGUUUUCUGUUGGUCGCCUCCUUUAGAUAGAGUCGGGAACAGUGUUCGGGGGAUUCACUUCUGCCGGGAAUUGGUCUCAGUAUUUAAUUUUCAUAAUUAUGACAACCUGAGACAUUGUGUACGGAAAAUGGAUCCCAGGAAAGAGGGUGGAGAAAUACAGAAUAAGACGGUGGUGAAUCUUCUGUUUGCAGCCUACAGCGGAGAUGUCUCUGCUCUAAGACGGUUUGCACUAUCAGCUGUGGACAUGGAGCAGAAGGAUUAUGAUUCUAGAACCGCUCUUCAUGUGGCAGCUGCAGAAGGACAUUUGGAUGUGGUGAAGUUUUUGACUGAAGGUUGCAGAGUGAACCCAUUUGCGGAGGACAGGUGGGGUAAUACACCGAUAAAAGAUGCAGUUCGACUUGGCAAAAGUGAGGUGGUAAAGCUGCUGACAGAGUACCAAGAAACCUACAAUAAGAAAGGAACUGAAGGUUCAGAGGAGCAGGUGUCACUGGAAACAUUUAAGAGCAUGGUAUAGCCAGACCUUAAUAGGCCAUAACCUACAGUCCUCAUCUUAAGUGCCUACACUUUAUAGAAUGCACUGUUACACAUAGGAACUUCUAGACACUGUAUGUAAAGUAAUGGUUACAGUAUCAAGUAUGUAUGUAAUAUAAAGGCUGUAAUCUUUAUCAUGUGUUGCAUCGAAAAUAGAGGUAAUGUAACCCAUGUGGUAUGUUUGUGGCAGGCAUUAGAAUAUUCCUAUAUUAUAUUCAGUCUACUAAGUGUUUACUGUAUUGCCACAGUACAGUAUAAAGUGGUUGAUUUGAUAAGCUCCAAAUAUGCUGCCAG